Messenger RNA from Rhagoletis zephyria (snowberry fruit fly), 185 nucleotides. RefSeq lists its product as uncharacterized. Lineage: Eukaryota; Metazoa; Arthropoda; Insecta; Diptera; Tephritidae. The record is from RefSeq and is a predicted model, not a curated record.
AUUAUACUUCCAACAGUUGUUUUUUCUAGUCGCAUUUUGUCAAUUUUCGUGCAGUGAUUUGUUUUUAUUAAAUCAGGUAUUUAUUUGGGAAUAUCAAUCACCAACUAAGCCGCGGACCAUGCAUUUUCCUUACAUGAAAAUAGCCAUCUACGUGCUAACGUUUCUUACCUACGCAUACUCGGGGU